Messenger RNA from Chondrus crispus (carragheen), 2517 nucleotides. RefSeq names its product Serine/threonine phosphatase 2C, PP2C. Gene Ontology annotation, biological process: protein dephosphorylation. NCBI's taxonomy places the organism in Eukaryota, Rhodophyta, Florideophyceae, Gigartinales, Gigartinaceae. The transcript has 2 exons. Gene Ontology annotation, molecular function: protein serine/threonine phosphatase activity. The coding region runs from base 1 to 1443 and encodes 480 amino acids. The record is from RefSeq and is a predicted model, not a curated record.
AUGCCCCCCAAUCGUCCCGUCCUGGACAGACUCAGCCACCUCACGGCCCGCGCACGCAAGAAGGUCCGCACCCGCGUCCCCGCCUCCUCCCCAUCGUUUCCAGACAGAACCCCUUCCACUUCUCUUGCCCCCUCCGACUCUUCUCCAACUGCUGUCUCCUCCGUCCCACAAACCAUAGCCACGGCCACCCCGGAUGGCCUAUGGGAAAGCUUGCAUGUCGCCCCCGCAGCACUCGCUGCCCCUUUCUCCAUCGGUGCGGCCACUACAGCAGGUGUCGAGCUUUCCGUCGACCCAGAAGCCCCAACCGCCCCAAUCAGGUCCCGCAAAUCAAACCAAGACUGUUUCGGAGUCACUACCACGUUUGCGGGCCUUCCCGAUGCCGUUUUGGCUGCCGUUUAUGACGGCCAUGGCAUGCAGGGGCGCGAGUGUGCCAGACUGGCCCGCGAUGUUAUUCCCCGCGUCAUCACCAAUGCCCUCACCGCUCACAUGGACCGGUGUGGAGGCAGUUUGCGCCAAGCCCUGUCCUCGGAAGACCGCCGCCGUGCAUAUAUGCGUCUGUUUUCAAAGGCCUUUAACGAGGCGGAGCGGGAGCUUUACGACGACACUCUCGAGAUUCAGCAUGGAUAUUCCGGAACCACAGCGACAUGCUUAUGGAUUGAUGGCUCAGACUUGUUUGUUGCUUGGGCAGGCGAUUCCAGGGCCAUCAUGGGGAGGACAAACGAGGUCGGCGAUGUGGAAUCUGUUGACUUGACCUGGGACCAGAAACCAGUCAGGGUAGAUGAGAAGAAACGAGUGCGGGCGGCUGGCGGUCGUGUGACCAGAUGGAAGAAGAAUGUCGGACCGCAGCGCGUUUGGUUGCCAGACGAAUGGACCCCCGGUUUGGCAAUGACUCGAAGCAUAGGCGAUACCAUCCUGACGAGAUACGGUGUCUUUCCAACUCCCGAGGUUACGGUCACGCGGCUAUCUAAGGAGGAGUGUUUUGUGGUUGCGGCUAGUGAUGGGGUGUGGGAGUUCAUGUCGUCGGGGGAUGUGGCUGAUUUUGUUUCGAAAAAGCGGCUUGACGGAUGUUGCGCGGAGACUGUUGCGAGGGAUUUGGUGAACGAAGCGGUUCGGCGGUGGACGGAGAACGAAAGUGUGGUCGACGACACAACGGCCAUCGUAAUUAUUGUGGAGAAGGACACAUCGCCGUCGAAAAAGGCGAGCUUGCUGCUUGGGAGGGCGCGGGAGGACACAAGGGAAUUUGAAAAUCGCUCGUUGAAGGAUGUGUUUCGGACAAGGAGAGUAGAAAUUCCAAAAGAAUCGCAAGUCGGGCAACCGUGGGGGAUUGCUGAGAAUGGGAAGCUAGAGCCGUUUUGCCCAGAGAACCAAGGGGCAGAAUUGGGAGACGUAAAUGCGGCGCCUCUGGGUUCAAAGGCAAGCGAGUUGGGGAGCGCAGGCGGUUGAGUAUACGGCUAGCUGGGCGGGAAAUCAGUCAGGACGAUGACUGCACGUUUGGUUUUUGUCGACAUGAUUGGGCUGCCAGGGGAUUUGCAAUUUGGUGAAGUGGAAUAAGCUCAAGAUGGAGGGGCGUGGCACGGCAGGCUGAAGAAGGUGGGCGCCAAGACGGAACGGUGUUUCGCGGACCCGGUGAAAAUGUCGGAUGUGUUGUCCUAUCGCUAAGAAAAGAGAGGAAGAGGACGCUGAAUCGCGAGGCAGGUGUAAACUGCAUAUAUACCAACAAUGCGUCGCAAGACGGGACGUCGUCAAUCACCACAUUGCUGUUGGCCCGCCGCUCGGCCCAACCACAUCCCUCCAAGUGCUUGCCAACAAUUGGCCCUUCUAUUUCUAUCACUGUAAUGUCCAACUGAGCCACUGUAAACCCAAAUGACUGCGCCAUGUUUUUAAUUUGGGUCAUUUUGGAGUUGGUAGUUUACACUCGCCCUUCCCCCUCACUAUGUAUCGAGCGGCUCGGGUACUCCACCUUCCCCUCCUGUUUCACAAUCUGCGCCCCCCCACAUCGCCAUGUCACACCCCGCCACCCGUAUCAUUACCUCCCUGCGUCAGCGCGCCUCCACCGAAUUCCGCGUCGUCAUGGAUGUCUUGUUUCCCUCCCCCUUCGGCGUGUCCCCUCCGCACGUCGCCGCCAUCCCGCGCCGCGCCGAUCCGACCCGCGUAAAGAACCUUCUCGCCGGCAGCCGCCACAGGUCCUCCUCAUGAACAGCCGGGCACAUUUCAAAUCAAGGCCCAGGUGAAAGCAAGGCGAGAGAGGUCUGUGCCCGCUGGGAUCCUGUCGGCGAUAUGCCCGUAGGGGUGGUCGGCUCUGAGGUAUCGAUGCCGCGCAGGCUGGAAGGGUAGCUGUAUGACAGCUGAGUGGAAGACAUGUCAGGUUAGAAUGCUCCAGGAUGGAUGGUCGAUGUGCGGCCAGGGGCUGGUUUCAAGCAAUCAGUCACGACAUGCUGUAGAAGUCUUGAGUUUGUUGGAUCUUGAAGGGCUGACUGCCGUAGUGAGGAUUUGUAUUAAAUUUGAGGCCGACCCCGA